This is a messenger RNA of Tachyglossus aculeatus (Australian echidna), 1813 nucleotides long. RefSeq names its product BCL2 related protein A1 (gene BCL2A1). NCBI's taxonomy places the organism in Eukaryota, Metazoa, Chordata, Mammalia, Monotremata, Tachyglossidae. The record is from RefSeq and is a predicted model, not a curated record. Gene Ontology annotation, cellular component: mitochondrial outer membrane. Bases 360 to 887 code for a protein of 175 amino acids. Gene Ontology annotation, biological process: negative regulation of apoptotic process; extrinsic apoptotic signaling pathway in absence of ligand; release of cytochrome c from mitochondria. The transcript has 2 exons. Gene Ontology annotation, molecular function: protein homodimerization activity; protein heterodimerization activity; channel activity.
GCGUGCAGAGCACUGUACAAGUUGGCAACAUAUAGAGACAGUCCCCACCCUUGCAAGUUUCCACACUGUGGAGUGGGUUCGCUGGUUGUCAAGGCCAUCAAUGGCAAUCGUGAGGAAGCGUAGCCCGUCUCUGAAGCUCCCUUUCUCCCCCUUCUGCAAUUUUCCACUUUCAUUUUCACCUCAGCCCACACAGGAAAGAGACGACUGACUAAGAGGACUUCACCGGCGCUUUCGAUGAUGCAAAGGGAAAUUUCCCCAGCCCCGGAGAGGCGCCCUUCAAAUAGCACCGCCGCCGCGGAGGGUCCCUACUCCGCGGAGCGGGCGAGUGGCCCCGGAAAGGCGUAACCCGGGCCGGACGCAUGGACGACGGCGUGUUCUGGUCCGUCCGGGCCCUGGCCGAGGACUACCUGGACGGCAUCCUCCGGACGCCGCGACCCGGGACGGCCCCGAGCAGGACUUCCCAGGCCCUGCAGAACGUGGCAGCCUCGGUCCAGGGGGAGGUGGAGGGGGCCCUGAAGCCUCACCUCGACAGCCUCGACGUCGGCUCGGUGGGGGCAGCCAGGGGGAUCUUCAGCCACGUUUUGGCAAAGGAGUUCGAGGACGGCGUCGUCAACUGGGGGCGGGUUGUGACGGUGUUCGUCUUGGGGGGCAUUCUCACCAAGAAGCUUCAGGGCAGCGGGGUCCCGCUGACGAGGGAGACCCGGGAGGAGAUUUCUUCCUUCAUCGCGGAGUUCACCACGCACCACGCCGGAGAGUGGAUAAGGCAGAACGGAGGCUGGGAAAAUGGAUUUUUAAAUAAGUUUGAACAGAAGACCGUCUGGUCGGUGCUGGCGGAUCUUUCGACGAAGAUCCUGGGCGUACUCUCCCACCUGAAGCAAUUUUACUGACCGAAAGGAAAUCCACCCCCCGCGGAGGAACUGACGGAGAUUUCCCGCACGUCCCGGGACCCGCUGCUGAAAUUUCCUCCUCCGAAGUGACGCGAGGAGCCCCGGGGACCAACGACGUGUCUCGUCUGCUUGGGCCCGCCGAUUCGGACGGCGCCCUGCCCGUCUCCCCCCAGCCUGCCCAGUAGCUCCCAGUUUGGAUAGGGGAGCUUACCACAGCGCUCAACACAACCAGGCCCUGAGACACACGGGAUGUCACCCGUUUCACGGACUCGCCGCACGACACGAUGAGGUCAGACGGGUGCCGUUUUUAAGGCAGUCCGAUUCCCGCCGGAUCCGUUUUUCUGGUGUUCCCGGACCCCCUCGGAUUGCUCCAGACCCUCCGUGUUCCCCUCCUAGGCCCCUCUGAGUGCGACCACCGCUUCCACGUUGAGCAACUCGGCGGUAGGAGCCCAGGAGGAUGGGAGAAUCAAUCCCGGAGGGAUCAACGCCAUUCGGAAACGCUUAUCGGGCCGAGUCGGUCCACGGGAGAGGACGGGCCUACUGAAAAUCGGGCUGUCCCUGAUGAAAACCAGGCUCAAACGCCCUGGGCCUACUGAAAAUCGGGCUGUCCCAGAUGAAAACCAGGCCCGAAGAGUGCUAACCCUCAACGGACAUCGAGCGCUUAGUACGGUGCUCUGCGCACGGUAAGCGCUCAAUAAAUACGAUCGAUUGAUUGAUCAAAGACCCCCGAACGUGCAUUUCUGGAAAUGCAGAAGUGCGAGAGAAUGGAAACGUGUCGACACGGGGACUCCGUUACGUCGACGCCCAACGGACUACGGGAGCUAUGCCCUGCCACGCGAGAUGUAAAAACUUGACCGCUCUAUUUAUUUAACUUAUUUUGCAACGGAUCCGUGCUAACGCUGCCCGAUGCCACAAAUAAACCUAAA